GCGCAAGCAGCGUGUGACAUCAAGUAGCGCGAGAGCUAUCCGAAAGCCGCCCUAAAUCAUGUCCUGUAAAUAUAUUCGGUUUAGUACUGGAAAUCUUUUAAGAAAGAUUAUAGUAAAAGCGUAUUCUUAACUUUGGACACUAUUUAAAUGCGCCUUUGGGAGAAGAUGUGUAGAAGAUAAUAAAUUAUCUCAGUCCGUGCCUCCGAAGCGCUAGGUGUCGAUAGAACGCAAAUGCGUGUCAAAGCAACUCAUAACAAUAUGAGGCUUCCGUUUUUCCGAACGUACACACAAAAACGGUAAAAGUAUUAUGUUAUUCUUUAAUCGAUACAGUCUAAACCGUUCCGUGAUCGUGUAAAAGUCGUAAAGCUGAAAUCGUGGUUUGCUGAAAGAAAGCAGAGUUUUGUUGUUCACCCAGCAGUACCUCUAACGUUACCACUGAUGAGAGUAUCAUGGAGCUCAGAAGAAUCGUCUAUUUUGAACAAGCACGAAACAGUUAAACGUGACAUUAUAAUGUAAUGUCAUAACAGCUGAAGUAUUUUCUGUUAUGCGAUGUGCACCAACAACUCGUGACUGAGAAUGGCAGUGGUUAAAGGCGCGGACGCAGAGCUGCGCACAAGCAGCGAGGAGCAGACGGCUGCUGCAGGUGGUGGUGUGCCUGCAGGCUGGAGGAGAGAGAUGAAAGAGAGACAGAGAGGCAGGACAGCCGGAAAAGUCGAUGUCUACAUCAUCAGUCCUGAGGGCAGAAGCUUCAGAUCCAAGAAUCAACUCCACAAUUAUCUGCUCUCAGAAAAACACCUCAACCUGCAGCUUAGUGACUUCGACUUCACAGCCACAUCCAGUGACCAAAGGAGAGUGACUCAAACUAAACAAAACAGCAAACAGAAAAAGGAAAGAAAACUGAAAAUAAGGUCCAGCAUUUUAGAAGAUUCUUCUCUUAGACAUGGAGACAUGACGGGACAUGGAGAAGACAUGGAUGGUCAGGAAGAGGUUGGAGAAAAAAUCGGCCUGGAAGUAAAUAAUUCAGAUCAAACCCAAGAUAAACAUACAGUGACUUUUGCUGCAAGCCUGCCAUCGUGUCCUUUAGAGAAUACAGAAGAAAGUGACGAGACAUUUGAAGAAGAUAAAGAGAUGACUUCAAGAUACGUGGAAUCUUUUAGAAACACAGAAAACAGGUCAAAUGUAUCGGUGGAGAAACGGAAAACUAGUCCAUACUUUAGUGGAAGGAAUGAUGAUCUAAGUCCCCCAAAGCGUAAAGCCUUCAGGAAGUGGACCCCACCACACUCACCGUACAACCUUGUUCAGGAGAUCCUGUUUCAUGACCCAUGGAAGCUUUUAGUGGCCACAAUAUUCCUCAACAAGACCAGCGGGAAGAUGGCAAUUCCUACACUGUGGCAGUUUUUUGAACGGUACCCAAGUGCAGAGGUGACUCGAGCAGCUGACUGGAGAGAUCUGUCUGACUUAAUGCAGCCUCUGGGUCUCAGUAAACUCCGAGCAAAAACACUCAUCCGUUUUUCCGGUGAGACAGUAAGGCCUGCCACCCGUCAAGGAGCUUACUGAACGGCUGUCUCCUUUCGAAGGAAGUAGGGCAUAGGGAUACCUAGACACUGUGAGUCCAGAUCUGAUGUCCAAGCAACGUUCAUGUGUGGUUUGAAGUGACAUUUCUGGAAAAUACGUUUUAGUUCUGAAGACUCUGAUCGGAUCUGGCAUAGCUUUUAACACAUUUUAAUUUCUCACACCAUGUAAUACGGAAACACGUCAGACAUUGUUACGUCAAAAGCAGUUUUCUUUUGUUAUUGUUGAUGCGCGAGUUAAGCUGGCAGCAAGGAAUAAAACCAUGCGUGCCAGUCUGUGUUUCUGACGCUGCUUCAUUAGAGGCAGAUGUCCAGAACCGUGGCUACACAUCAUUGUGGUAUUGUUAAACAUACUUUAAGUGUUUGAAUUCAUGUGGCAUUGUGCUGACAGAGAGUCAUAUGAACCGUGAGAGUGAUUCAGAAGCACGUCGCUCUCACUGUUAUUUGAUGUCACACGCUGAUCAGUCUGCACAACGUUACAUAAACUAAAGCACACCUAUUUCAAUAACCGCAACACAACGUGAACAGUGAGUCAUUCAAAUUGGAUAUGUAGAAAAAUCUGAUUUAAACUGAGAGUAUAAACAUUGUCCAAAUUCCAAAUGCGUGCCUUUAUUUAAAGGUGGCAUCGCCAAAAGCUAAUUGGAUUCAGGUGUUUAAAUUAGAGAACAGUCAACAGAGCUUUGCUCGUUUUUUCCAGCUGUAUUUUGAGUAAUAAUUUACAGUAAAGUGUAAGUGUUAGUUUAAUAGACAAAUUGUGUUUAUUAUUGUAACGUUUCUCAGACCACAUUUAUUUGUAUUCAAUGCAGAAUAACAGGUCCAUAGGGUUCUCACUACUACUGCAAUAAAAGUUUAUUUAUGCAAAGUUGCCUUUGAUAGCUUU
Molecule: messenger RNA, 2451 nt
Organism: Misgurnus anguillicaudatus (oriental weatherfish)
Lineage: Eukaryota; Metazoa; Chordata; Actinopteri; Cypriniformes; Cobitidae
Source: RefSeq, a predicted model, not a curated record